This is a messenger RNA of Fusarium proliferatum ET1, 2355 nucleotides long. RefSeq lists its product as uncharacterized. NCBI's taxonomy places the organism in Eukaryota, Fungi, Ascomycota, Sordariomycetes, Hypocreales, Nectriaceae. The coding region runs from base 1 to 2355 and encodes 784 amino acids. The record is from RefSeq and is a predicted model, not a curated record. The transcript is spliced from 2 exons.
AUGAUGCUCACCAAGCACCUGGCUUCUUUUAUUGUGCUUCAAUCCUUCAUGCUUAGUGCUUCUGCCGCUCCAAGCCAUGAUCUCCCAAUUCUCAACCGCCGAGAUGAUGCCAACGCUACAAGCAGUAACGACAACAGCACAACUCUCGAGCCCAUCAUUCCCCCAGAGGUGGACCCAAAGGACUUCUCAGUCUUCACCCUUGAUAAGCAGGUCACUUUGGCCUGGGCCGGUACACCAGACUCAGAGCCUGGGAUGAAACGAAUGCGAAAGCGCGAUAACGCCAUAUUCUCGCAGGCCAACUUUACCUUUCGAUACCCCGUCAUCCCUCUCGAUCAUUCUGUCUUUGUCUCGAGCGUAUCUUGCACCAAGGGUGCAUUGAGUGGCGCGAUAACGAACUCUGCUGCAUAUAAUUAUGCCAAGGCGCAGUGGAAAGGCACAGGAAAGAUUAUCUUCAUCACCUCUGUGGAUGGUUGCGGCGAGGAUCAUGCCAAUGACCUGUUUCUCUCUCAAUCCAUCACAUUUAAUGACACCACAAAGGCGUUCACUGCCAAGGGCUCCACAACUGAAUAUGCUGAUGUAUAUGAGCGCUUCAAGCUCGACUUUGGCAAGAUCGGCACACUAAAUGUCAGGCGGGCCAUCGAUAAGAGAGCUAUGUUUGAGCCACACAUGCUUGAAAAGCGCCUGAGCAAGACUUGGUCAUAUGAAUGGUCUCAAUAUCUCAACAACGAAGACAUCCUUGGUACAGAUGAAGACGCGCCAUGGGAAAAUGCUGCAAAGCUCAUUGAAUGGGGCUCAGAAGGCGGAGAAGAGGAUGAUUCAUAUUCCAAGGGCGAGGUCGCUGACCCAAACGGCCAUCAUAAACGCUGGGACAACGCUACACUGGCAGAGCGUGACUUGUCCUACGGUCUGAUCCUCUAUUGCGUCGAGUGUGGAUUUGGCGGCAAGGCUUCACUUACUGGAACCAUUGAAGCCAGUAUCUUCAGCGGCAUGGAGACAGCUCAGAUCCAGUUCAACGCUCAGUUCAAAGCUGGGCUCAAUCUUGGGCUCAAAGCUUUCGUCACGUAUGAGAAGGAAUGGACAUAUCCUGUCGCUGAGUUCUCUCCCUGGAACUUUGGCAUUCCACUCCUAUGCACUGUUGGGCCUUACAUCGGCCUCGAUGUUCAAGCUGGAAUGACUAUAGAAGCAACUGGCACCCUACUUAUUGGAGCCUCGGUUGAGUGGGAAAACAUAGAUAUCUUGAUUGAUCUACUAGACUCCAGCAAUAGCCACUCCAAUGGCCUCACGCCGGUGUUUACGCACAGAACUGAAGCUACUGGUGAGCUCAAGAUGGAGGCAUCUCUAGGCCUCCCUGCUAGCGUUGGUGUCAAGCUCAAUGUCUUAUCAGGACUAUGGGAAGCAAAAGGCGGAGUAGUCGAUACACCAUCAGUUGUUUUGGAAGGGAGCUUUGAAGUCAGUGCGACAGUCACUGAUGACGGCGAGAUUGUCACGGAUGUUGAUGGCGAUUGCUAUGGUAUCGCCUGGAACAUCCAUUUCGAGAACACUCUUGAGGCCUUUAUCACACUUGGUAGCGACACAAACAAGUUUCCUCUUAUUGAUCCCCUGGAGAGUGAUCCCAUUGCUGAGGGUUGCAUUGGCUACGUCAAUGAUGGAACUGGUGAUGAUGGAUCUGAUGAUGAGGGGGGCAUGUCUGGAACCGGAAUGGACUGCGGUGGUAGCGGUCUAUUCGCUGAUUGUGUUGGGUCACAGCCAGCGCCUAUCUUUGAUCCAACAUCCAAGAAGAAGACUGGCAAGAAGGCCGACACCAAGUCCACUAAACAGAAAGGCACCACUCAGAAUAAGUCCAGCAGCAGUGAUAAGAAGGCUACCUCCAACAAGAAGCCCAAGACAUCGACUACUAGCAAGAAACCUAUCAGCACCAAGACUAAGAAACCGACCAAGACCUCAAGUGUCAUAACAGCGACUACCAAAAACACCAAGGCUACCCAAGCUGCAAACAAAAAGGCAAGCCCGGCUCAAGCAUCCACGACUUCCAAGAAGGCAGCACCAGCAUGUACUCCCUCGGCUGUCGCCAGCACCAAGGCCCCUCCACGUUCAGUCUGCAAGAGGAACGUGGCAAAGGCUCGUGUCCCCUCCAAAUCCAUCAUCGGCACGGCCUCUUCUGUGAAGAACGUGAGUACUUGCGCCGAGACCUGCUUGAAGAGUACACAGUGUAUGAGUUUUGGAUAUGGUGAGGAUAAGACGUGUCAACUAUAUGGGAAGAACCUCAAAGGUCUUGGUGUCACAUCGGGUAAAGGGAAGCAGGCUUCGCUAUUUUAUGACAGGAAGUGCUACGCAUUUAGCGAAUGUCCCAAGUAG